Molecule: messenger RNA, 645 nt
Organism: Diabrotica balteata
Lineage: Eukaryota; Metazoa; Arthropoda; Insecta; Coleoptera; Chrysomelidae
Source: the annotation of a GenBank genome assembly
AUGAGGUCCAACAGUAAAAAUACCCUUUUGAAAGUAGUGAUUCUCGGUGAUGGGGGUGUCGGGAAAAGUUGUCUUAUGAAUAGAUUUGUCUCGAAUCAGUUCGAUGAACAUUCCUUUCAUACAAUUGGCGUGGAGUUCCUGAAUAAAGACAUAGAAAUUGAUGGAGAAACUUACACUCUACAGAUCUGGGACACUGCAGGCCAGGAAAGGUUCAAAACACUGAGGACUCCAUUUUAUCGAGGCAGUGACAUCUGUAUGUUGACCUAUGCUAUAGAUGACAAGUCUAGUUUUAAAAAUAUCCAGAUGUGGAGAAAUGAGUUUUUACAUUACGCAGAUAUCAGAGAAAACACUCAAUUUCCAUUCAUCGUUGUAGGAAAUAAGUCAGAUGUACCGACAGAAGAAAGAGAAGUCUCGCAAUUGGAAAUGGAAACGUGGUGUAACGAGAACUCCAUAACGUCCAGCAUAGAAACGUCAGCUAAGAACGCCAAUAACGUUCAAGAAGCAUUCAAAAUGGCUGUUCAGCACUGGCUGCGACUGGAAUCUAGGGCCGAUAAAAUCGAUACAGCGAUGAAUGAUACUGUAGACUUGAGGAAAAAGCACUCAGAGAAUAGAAGUUCCUGUUGUAUAGGCUCAGGGGAUGAGUAG